ACGUGCGCACGGGGCAUAGCGAAAUAAUAAAUCAAGAAUAAAAGUACAGAUGAACAAGUGCCACAAACAAGCGCUCAGCGAAUCGGUAAGAGACGCGUGGCUCAGGCAGCCAGGAGGCGAGGCCCCGUCGAGAGGGAGACCAAGCUGAGAGGAAGAGCCAGGGAGACGCGUUGGCCUGGGUCGGACACGUCAACGUUCGGGAGGCCAACCGCUGUAGGAGGGACGUCAACGUAGUAGGGGACCUGUGAUCGAGACGUCUUCCGCUCCGGUCAACCAGCCAAGCAACCUGAGUCUUCGAGAGCCCACCUGACGCCUCCGCCAUUACAGUUUGUCGAGCGACGCCACAUCAACCACACUAUACUGCAGACCAUUUCCGGGCCCAAGCAGGAGUGGACACAUCAGUAUCUGGAAGCAGUCCCUGGUCUGACAUGAAGCUGGCGCUGAGGCUCCAACUCGGUGUUUUGUUGGUUGGCGCGGCAGUUACGUACAUGGCAACAUGGAGUAUACGCAUGAACAGGUGUUCGUACACGGGCAAGUGCGCUUCGGCGAUGGCCUUCCGCUACUGAUUGAACAUCUUUCUUCGACAACGUCGUCAGUACCAUGCCUACACGUGCCCUAGGCUGCGCUGAUUCCGCACGUUGUUGGGCCGACUGACUCACCACCCGAGGCAUCAUGGAAGGCCUUUCGGCGCACCGGCGACGACGGCGACAAUGUUGACACUGUAUAAAACCGAGAGUCAACCGCGCGCCGACUUCCGUGGGCUUGGUAGCACCACCCGAGGCGCAUUGCUAAAUCGUUUGUUCGCCUUCACACAGAGCAAAGCGGGCUGAAUCUGGAAACAAUUCGUCACCUCUUCAACCAUCCUCCUGCCACCCUGCACGCAGCGUAGUAUUCCUGAAGAUGCACAAAGCGGGCAGCUCAACCGUGUUCAACAUUCUGCUGCGAUACGCUGCUGAGGAGGGUCUCAUCUUGGCCCUCCCAAAUUCAGCCGCUCAAUUCCAGCACAGUACAUCAAAGCUUUUCGACCCACAAAAGUUGCUGAACCUCAGCGUGGCCGGAAUGCAGCCAAGCCUCGUAGCUAUGCACAUGCGCAUGGACCGAGCGGCGCUAUUGUCGGUCAUGUUAAAUGAGACGCGCUUUGUGACCAUCAUGCGACGGCCGGUCGACUUAUUUCGCUCGCUGUACGACUACUAUGCCCUCCAGCGCCACUUCGGCGACGAGCCGCUCGAGGAGUUUCUCUUCAACGACGACCACGUGCGUGCCCUGCAAGAGACGCGCUUCGCCGGUAAUCUCGGCUUCAACCAGAUGGCCUUCGAUCUGGGCAUGCACCCGGCAGAUUUCGACGACCACGACAAGGUAGACGAGCUCAUUUCCACAGUCGAGUCUACCUUCGACGUUGUGAUGGUUGCCGAGCGGUUCACCGAGUCCCUCGUGUUGCUGCGCAAGAAGCUGUGCCUGCCAAGCCUACGCAGUGUCGUAGCCUUUAGGAAGAACGCAUUGCAGAACCGCACUACCCUGACCCCACGGGUGGUGGCCCGACUCGCGCAGCUGAAUGCAGCCGACACACGCAUAUACGAGCACUUCGCUCGCCGUCUGCAAAGCCAGCUGCAUGCCCUCGGCGCCCAGAGCGUCGCCUCAGAGGUGGCCCGCAUUGAGGCCACCACACGGCGCUGGCUCGCGCGCUGCGUCGAGUCCACAACCACUGGCCGCCGCGUAGUGGCGCACAGGCUGCGCGAAGGCAUGGACUACGAUGCAACCUGUCACCGCUUGGCUCUCUCCGAGAUCGAGUUUACAAAGGAGCUGCGCUGGGCGCAGACACGCCUAGCGAGACAGAGAACUGGCUUCUUCUACCACUGACAGUAUCCGCUUACGAUGUUCCACUUUUGAACAUGAUGUAUAACUUAGUUUUCACCACAGACUUUUUUUAUUUCUGUUUUGUCUUCCUGAAUAUAACGCAAUGCUAAACCA
Molecule: messenger RNA, 1968 nt
Organism: Dermacentor albipictus
Lineage: Eukaryota; Metazoa; Arthropoda; Arachnida; Ixodida; Ixodidae
Product: galactose-3-O-sulfotransferase 3-like
Biological process (GO): glycolipid biosynthetic process
Cellular component (GO): membrane
Molecular function (GO): galactosylceramide sulfotransferase activity
Source: RefSeq, a predicted model, not a curated record